AUGAAUUCCACCGACUCAAGUUUGGAAUGCGUUUCACCAAAAGCGAAAUCGAAACGCCCAGUGAUUUCAGAGGUCCUUCCUAAUGAUCAAAAACUGGCGAAUCGCUAUGUAGUUUGGAAAAACUUAAUAGAUAAAUACAGUAAAGUUGAUGGUAAUGAUGAAGAGCUUGACAUAGAUGAAGCAAUAGAAAGGUACGUAGGAAAAAAACGCGACGAGGAAGAAAGUUCCGAGGAGGAACCAGAGAAUAACGUAAUAGAAGUAGACGAAUGCAGCUCUAGUGACUCAUCGACAGAUUACGAUGAUGUUCGUGAAGAAUUGGCCGAAGCGAAAAAGAAACGUAUUUCUCGAUGGAAAGAAAACGGUAUGGAAAAGGUUUUUACCACCGAUUUUACCGUAAACGUUGAGGCCGUCAUGCAAUGGUUUGAUAACUGCCAACUUGGGGAGGGUAAGACACUUUCCCAAGAAAGAGAAACACAUUUUACUGAAAUGACCGAUAAUUCACAAAUGAAUGUGACUUGUAAGACGAACAUAUCCUUACUGAACGAUGAUUGGCGUAAGCAAAUUUCAACAGCAAAUACCACAAACUACGAAUUUGCCGAAAAAGCUGAUAGGAAGAUUAUCGUACGUCAAGUGGAAAAGCGAACAAUAUCGUCAUUCAUCCCCAGUAUGCCACAUACCCCGUACAAUGCGGUGCAACAUCGACCCGAUUUUGAUUUAAUGUUUGAUUCAAACUUUUUAAGCCACAGUAUGCCCGGUUUCGGGCUACCAAAACCCCUCACGCAGUUCAAGCAUAUAGAAUUAGGGCAACCACUCCUCAGUGCUAUGAAGAAGAGUACCGUAGUGCCAAAAGAUGCUCCCCAGAGUAGUCGAAAGGAAAGCGCACAGGAUGUGGGUUUCGAAUCUCACGGCAAAAACAUUUUUGAACUAAAGAAGAAUAAUAAUUCCAAGGUAUGCAAGCAGGUACGAUUUAAACCAUCUAAGAAGAAACCCCUAAAAAGAUUACCAUCGGAAUCCUCCAGCACCGACAGUGAUGACGACAAUGUUCCGAUUAUAAAUUUAAUUACAUCUUGUGCCAACAGAUCGAAUCACUCGUGUGCAACGCUACGAGAUCAAUAUACGAAAAACAAAUCGAACUCAUCAAAAUCAAACACAAUUUUGGCUAAAAACAAGACGCUGAAUCCGAACAAGCUAAAUGAAAAGUCUACCCAGUCGAAAAUGAACCAACCGUUAAAAUCUUCUUCCAAUGAAACAAAUGGUGUGCUAUCUAAAGAUCUAGCAAAACUUAUUUUAACGGAUAUUUGUAAACCUACUGCAAACCAAGUAAGCACUCAUUCAAUGAACAACAAAUCUACAUUAAACAAUCAUAGCUGUGUGGCAAAAGAUAGAGAUGUAUCGAUUCAGAAAGCUUACAAUAAUCGAAACUAUCCCAUGCCAGCUGACUACCGGCAUCAGUUGAGUAUCAAUGGGCGACUUCCUUACAAGACACAAGGUACCGUCGUUUAUCGUCCCAAAUCAAUUCAUCAGAGUCUUCCAAGGAAUGCUGCUAAGAUUUGCAUCAAUAGCAAUGACUUAGAUCUGAAUGCCGUCACGUGUCCUUCGCGGCGUAAGAAAUUCGAAAAUUUUAAUCGCCUAAUACAUCCAAAUUCGACGCUUGUUUACUAUAUGAGCGAGUCAGAUGAAGAGCCUGAAAGUAAAGAAAAGGCAUUAUCAGUAAAAUCAAACGCCCAGGAUGAAAUGUCGGAGGACGACGAUGAUCCAAUUCUAACGUUCCGACCACAACUCUGCAUCCUAACGUUUUUCAACGACGAUGCAAACGUUUGUUAA
Anopheles nili is the source of this 1824-nucleotide messenger RNA. RefSeq lists its product as uncharacterized. Lineage: Eukaryota; Metazoa; Arthropoda; Insecta; Diptera; Culicidae. The record is from RefSeq and is a predicted model, not a curated record. The transcript is spliced from 3 exons. Bases 1 to 1824 code for a protein of 607 amino acids.